Hemicordylus capensis (graceful crag lizard) is the source of this 5565-nucleotide messenger RNA. It is a transcript of the gene SULF1, whose product is annotated as sulfatase 1. The record is from RefSeq and is a predicted model, not a curated record. Gene Ontology annotation, cellular component: endoplasmic reticulum; cell surface; plasma membrane. NCBI's taxonomy places the organism in Eukaryota, Metazoa, Chordata, Lepidosauria, Squamata, Cordylidae. Gene Ontology annotation, biological process: glycosaminoglycan metabolic process. Gene Ontology annotation, molecular function: calcium ion binding; glycosaminoglycan binding; N-acetylglucosamine-6-sulfatase activity. The coding region runs from base 452 to 3805 and encodes 1117 amino acids. The transcript has 20 exons.
CAGGCAGCCGCUCGUUUCUCCGGAGUAAAUCUCACAAUGGGGAAUUGCCGCCUAGGAAGUGGUUUCAGGACCGCGGCUCGAUUACUGGUUGGGGUGUGCACUUCGGAGUAAGCCUGCAGAGACUCGGGCGCUUUUAUUGCUUUCCAGCGGGGGAUGGAGUAGACUACUCGCCGAUUUAAGCAGAACGCACCGUUUUGCUGUGGAACCAGGUUUAUAUAUUUGCCUGAGCUUUCUGCAGCUGAAGCAUUUUCAUUGCAAGCAGCAGCUGACAGCUCUUUGGGGAUAAUGAGAGUAAAGUGCUUUGGUUCACUCAAGAUGAGAGCACAGAUAAAAUACAUCUGCUGCACCCUUGGCCCCAAAUGACCAGCUCUCUCUCCCUUAGAAAAGAACUUGAACAUUAAGGCACAUAAACGUUUGCACAAGGGUUUAACUGAAGUAUUAGAAAGAUACAAUGAAUCAUUAUUGCAUUGCACUUAUGUGGACUGUGCUUGGCACUGAAUUGCUAAGAAGUUUCGGUACUACUAUCAAAUCCCCAAGGUUUCGAGGACGUGUGCAGCAGGAGCGAAAAAAUAUCCGACCAAACAUUAUCCUUGUACUCACAGAUGACCAAGAUGUGGAGCUUGGUUCCUUGCAAGUGAUGAAUAAAACCAGAAAGAUAAUGGAGAAUGGAGGUGCCACCUUCAUCAAUGCUUUUGUAACUACCCCAAUGUGCUGUCCGUCUCGGUCCUCAAUGUUGACAGGAAAAUAUGUUCACAACCACAACAUCUAUACCAACAAUGAGAAUUGCUCUUCUCCUUCAUGGCAAGCAACACAUGAACCACGUACUUUUGCAGUGUAUCUCAACAACACUGGCUAUAGAACUGCUUUUUUUGGAAAAUACCUCAAUGAAUACAAUGGCAGCUACAUUCCUCCUGGUUGGCGAGAGUGGGUUGGAUUAAUCAAGAACUCUCGUUUCUAUAAUUACACAAUUUGUCGCAAUGGCCUCAAAGAGAAGCACGGAUUUGAAUAUGCAAAGGACUACUUCACAGAUUUAAUCACUAAUGACAGCAUUAAUUAUUUCAAAACAUCUAAGCGGCUGUAUCCCCAUAGACCUAUAAUGAUGGUGAUCAGCCAUGCUGCCCCCCAUGGCCCUGAAGAUUCUGCACCACAAUUCUCGGAACUCUAUCCAAAUGCUUCGCAGCACAUAACUCCGAGCUAUAACUAUGCACCAAAUAUGGAUAAGCAUUGGAUCAUGCAAUAUACAGGCCCUAUGCUUCCUAUCCACAUGGAAUUUACAAAUACCUUGCAGCGCAAAAGACUUCAAACUCUGCUAUCAGUUGAUGAUUCCAUGGAAAGGUUAUAUCACAUGCUAGUGGAGACUGGAGAACUGGAGAAUACCUACAUUAUUUACACUGCUGACCAUGGUUACCAUAUUGGGCAGUUUGGACUGGUCAAGGGGAAGUCAAUGCCGUAUGACUUUGAUAUUCGAGUGCCUUUCUUUAUUCGUGGUCCAAGUGUAGAGCCGGGAUCAGUAGUAUCUCAGAUAGUGCUGAAUAUUGACCUUGCUCCAACUGUUCUGGAUAUUGCAGGACUUGACACACCUCCAGACAUGGAUGGCAAAUCUGUUCUAAAACUCUUGGAGCUUGAAAAACCAGGAAACAGGUUUCGAACAAACAAGAAAACCAAAGUUUGGCGUGAUACAUUCCUCAUAGAAAGAGGUAAAUUUCUGCGCAAGAAAGAAGAAUCAAGCAAAAAUUCUCAGCAAUCCAAUCACUUGCCAAAGUAUGAGAGAGUAAAGGAGUUGUGUCAACAAGCAAGGUAUCAGACAGCUUGUGAGCAACCAGGUCAGAAAUGGCAGUGCAUUGAAGACACAUCUGGCAAACUUCGCAUUCACAAGUGUAAAGGGUCCAGUGAUGUUCUUGCCAUCAGAAAGAGAACUCGAAGCAUCCAUUCCCGGGGAUACAGCAGCAAAGAAAAUCAAUGUGAUUGUGGAGAGACUGACUACCGUAGCAGUAGGACCCAGAGAAAAAAUCAAAGACCCUAUAUGAGAAACCCCAGUGUACAAAAAUACAAACCCCGAUUUGUUCACACUCGCCAAACUCGUUCCUUGUCUGUGGAAUUUGAAGGGGAAAUAUAUGAUAUAAACCUGGAGGAGGAGGAGGAACUGCAUAUCCUUCAGCCCAAAAGUGUGGUGAAGCGGCAUGGAAGUUACAGUGAGGAAGAGGAGCCUUCAGAAGAUGCUGCUGAAGAAGAAAUGCUAGCUGAUGGAACCAACACUGUUAGCCAGCCUGACUCUGUCAGAGUGACACAUAAGUGUUUUAUUCUUCCCAAUGACUCCAUUCACUGUGAGAGGGAACUAUACCAAUCAGCCAGGGCCUGGAAAGACCACAAAGCUUACAUUGACAAAGAGAUUGAGGCUCUCCAAGAUAAAAUCAAGAAUUUAAGAGAAGUGAGAGGACAUCUAAAAAGAAGAAAACCUGAUGAAUGUGACUGUAGCAAAAAGAGCUAUUACAGCCAAGAAAAGGGAGCGAAGGUUCAAGAAAAGCUUAAGACGAGUCAUCUCCAUCCAUUCAAGGAAGCAGCCCAAGAGGUGGAUGGUAAGCUUCAGCUCUUCAAAGAGAACCGCAGGAGAAAGAAGGGAAGGAAAGGGAAAAAGCGCCAAAAGAAAGGAGAUGAAUGCAGCCUUCCUGGACUCACUUGCUUCACCCAUGAUAAUAAUCACUGGCAGACUGCACCAUUCUGGAACUUGGGAUCGUUUUGUGCUUGUACAAGUUCAAACAAUAACACUUACUGGUGUUUGCGAACAGUCAAUGAAACACACAACUUCCUCUUCUGUGAGUUUGCUACAGGAUUCUUGGAAUACUUUGACAUGAACACUGAUCCCUAUCAGCUAACCAAUACAGUGCACACAGUAGAAAGAGGCAUAUUGAACCAGUUACACAUACAGCUAAUGGAGCUACGAAGUUGUCAAGGUUAUAAGCAAUGCAAUCCAAGACCUAAGGGACUUGACACAGAGGACAGUUAUGGCAUGGAUGGGAAGGCUAAGUCGCCAAACUUCAUUGAAAACAUCAACUGGCAAGGACUGGAAGAUUUGUACAGUGUGAAUGAAAGUUUAUAUGAAUCCAGAAAUGACUACAGACUUAGUCCUGAUGACUGGACAAAUUACUUGAAGGAUGUAGAUAGAAUCUUUGCACUGCUGACCAGUUACUCUGAACAAAAUGCAAGAGCGAAGACUCAGGCUGCUCAUCCCAGUGGGUAUUUGGAUGAGUCAUCCACACCAUUUGCCUUGCUGGAAAUGGGCUCUGCUGAAUCUGACGACAGUUUGAGUUGGUUGACGGCCCAAGAGGCACAGCAUAUCAUGCCAACCGAUUUCAGGACCCUGGCUUUAAGCACAACCAUGCUAAGCCAGGAGAAGAAACUUGAAUUUAGCAAUGAUAUUCCUGAAAAAAGGCGUCUGAAUCCCACACACUGGAAUAAUCACCAAGCCGAAACAUGGCUGGACGCUGAAGAACCAGUUAGUUUUGAAAUGAAUUUUAGUGGGAAUGAUGUGACAGAGCUGGAGUCCAAACAUAGUUUCAUCUUACAACCAGUUAAUGUUCUUCAGAAAGUCUCUGUCCCAGACAAUGACUCUCUGGAAGAUAUUUUUGAAGAGCAGAUCUAUCUUCCCAUAAACUUGGCUGAACCAGUAAUUCAUCAGUCUUUACAAACAUUUCUUGUGGAGCAUAAAACUGAGGUGGUGUUGAGAGAAAGGGAACAUUUUCUGGAAGAAGCUCCACAGAGUGCGUGUGUAGAAGGCAGUGCCUCAUCUCCACUCUCCUCAGAUUAGGUCAUGUAAACCACCUUCAUUUUUCUUUCUUAUUGAUUAGUUGGCAAUAGAAGUAGCCCUGACAACUGGCAUUCCAAAUUUAUUAUUGAUACAUUUUUGUAGCAAAAUGAUGAGCCCUUCAAUUUGUGUUCCGCAUACACAUGAACUCUGUCGUACUAUUGCUGAAGGAAUGAGAUUUCCAGUGUUAUAACAAGUCUUUUGCAGUGAUAUCCACAUUUUCAAGCUACUAUAAAGACCUCCUCAAACAAGAAUCUUGAGUCAUUUGUUUUCUCUAUUCACAAAAUGGUUCAAUACAAAUGAAUAUUUCUGUCCAUCAAAGCAUUUUUAUUAAUAAUUUUAACCACUGAAAUUUCUUACUGUUGGCGUAAAAUUAUAUUGCACUUUUAUAAUCUGUGUGCCAUACCCUUAUUAAUCAAGUACUUUACAUGUUCUUUGAUAAUAGUGUAUAAUUGCAAACCAAUAAAAUAGGUUGGCAGAAGAGCAGUAUGCAGCGUGAAUUGUGAGAACCAAUUAUCCAAACUUUGAACAGAAAGUCAUUUUUAAAUUAAUGCGUUAUGCUCAGGUUGAUUUAUGGUGGUUUCCCCCUCAGAUAUAGCUAAUGGAAGACAAAUAUUGAAAGAGUUGACUGAGUUCAGCUUUCAAUAUACAGAGGUAUAAGUAAUUAUGGCUUUUCAUUUUUAAAUUCUUUUGGAAGGAAAAUUAGUUUAAUUUCCAUUAGUUAAGAGAGAGCUUUGAUGUGCUCAGAAAAUAAUUAGAUCAGCUCUAGACUUUAGAAAUAUUUAAAAUAUGAACCCUCAACUCAGAGGCUGUGCAUGUACUGUAUCUACUAUACCUAUGGCAAUUGCUCUGUGUAAUGUUCCAUGUUGCCAUGCAAAACCAUCAUUUUAUGAAGAGUAAUGCUGUGUCACUUGCAUUUUUUGAAAAGCUCAGAUCUGUGUAAGUCUAUAAAGUUGUAUUGCCUUAUCUCUAUGUGGUGUAUGGAACACCAUCUCAAGAGCUCCUUGCACACCUGGUAUCUCCAAGAUACAAAAGGAGCUCCUGUGUGGUUAAGGGCUUCUCCAUUCACUUCAGUAGAGGAAACCAGCUCUUUGCAUGCAUCCCGUCAUCACUGAAGGUGAGGCUUGCACAAGAAGAGCAUCUGAGAACUUUAGGAAAACAGUGCAACUCAGUGUAAAAAACUGUACUGUAACUUCGCAUCCAAUGCACCAGAAAAGGUAUAUAAGUGCAGAUUACAAAAUUUUUCAUUUUAGUACAAUGCCUUUAACAGUGGGUUGCUAGACUUUGCCAAACAUUUUAGCAUUUUGUUUUUAACCUGAACAUCAGAAGAAUUUUUUUUAGUAAAAAGAAUCUCAAAAUACCGUUUUUCCAGUAUUUGAUUUAUACUGUCCGAAAAGUACAUGUCCGAUGUAUGUUAAUGGAGAGAGAGAGAGAGGGGAAUGUGAUAUUCUCUCUCUCUCUUUUAAAUUUAGUGGUUGGUCCAUGUUCUCAGUACGCUUAUGUUUCAGGAAAAGCUUUUGAUGGACUCUGUAAAACUUGUUAAUUAGCCCGGUGUUUAUCAUGUAUGUGUCAUGGGUUGAAUGACAGAACAAACUUAUUUAUGAGCAUGAAUGAUGCCAUUUGUUUGUAUAUAGAUUUUACAAUAUUAGGCUAUAAACUAUGUUCUUUUUUCUGCAAUAUUUUUGUAGAACAAUACUGGCUUCAGGAAUGCCUAGAGGCAAUAUUUCUUGAAAUAAAAUUAUUGUACUUGUUUCAUAGGAAAA